AAUACAAACCCUAGCCCUAGUUAAUUUCCUACCAAACCAAUCAAACCAUCGAUCACAGAAGAAGCAAAACUUCCACCAUGGCAAACCCACUCCUCGGACCACCGGAGAUCCGCCUCCUUACCACCACCACUGCCGCCACCGGUACCACUGCCAAUCCUCCGAUGGGUUUCACCGAAAACAAUUCCGCCACCUACUUGUCAACCGGGAACCCGUGCCUCGACUUCUUCCUGCACGCGGUACCCGACACCCCGUCGGAACAGUUGGCGGAGCGAUUGCUCCUGGCGUGGGACCACGACGCGCUAACGUCCCUAAAGCUUGUGUGCAACUUGCGGGGCGUGCGCGGGACCGGGAAGUCCGACAAGGAAGGGUUUUACACGGCGGCGCUGUGGUUGCACAAGCACCACCCGAAAACCCUAGCGUGCAACGUGAAGGCUAUAGCGGAGUUCGGGUACCUUAAGGACGCGUUGGAGAUUCUCUACCGGUUGCUCGAAGGACCCGAGAUCCGAGAGAAGGAAAAAAUGGAGUGGCAGAUUCAGAAGGGAGAAGCCAUGGAUCUGAGCCUCGGUCGAAAGAAGAGGAAGGCCACGGACGAUAAGGAGAAAGUGAAGGCUUUGAGGCAGGAGAAGGCGGUGGCAAAGGCUAAAAAGGCUUUUGAAAGGUAUAACCGCGAUUCGGACUAUCGGUUCUUGCACGACCGCGUAUCUGAUCUCUUUGCGGAGCUUCUGAGAUCCGACAUGGAGUCCUACCACGCCGGGGAGCUUGACAAAAUCGGCCUCGCGGCCAAGUGGUGUCCCUCCCUCGACUCUUCCUAUGAUAGAGCUCUACUCAUGUGCGAGAGCGUCUCAAGGAAAGUAUUCCCGCGAGAAGAGUACGUAGAGUACCAAGACAUCGCAGAAGCUCACUACGCUUAUCGGGUUCGCGACCGCCUCCGAAAGGAAGUACUCGUCCCUCUCCACAAGGCCCUAGAACUCCCUGACGUCUACAUAAGCGCAAAGAAAUGGAACAACCUCCCAUACGAACGCGUCGCGUCGGUGACAAUGAAGCUUUACAAGAAGUUUUUCUACAAGCACGACAAGGAGCGAUUCGAGGAGUAUUUAGAGAAAGUGAGGAUUGGAGAGAGCACAAUUGCAGCCGGAGCGCUACUUCCCCACGAGAUCAUCAAGUCCUUGGACGACGACACCGGUCCAGAGGUGGCAGAUCUCCAGUGGAAGCGGAUGGUGGACGACAUGGCGAAGAAAGGCAAGUUGACGAACUGCAUGGCGGUUUGCGAUGUGUCGGGGAGCAUGGAAGGGAUCCCCAUGGAAGUCUCGGUCGCGCUAGGGCUAUUGAUAUCCGAGCUGAGCGAAGAGCCGUGGAAAGGGAAGCUAAUGACAUUCAGCUCGAACCCGCAACUCCACGCUAUCGAAGGAGAUAGCCUCAGGGACAAGACGGAUUUCAUCAAGAACACAGAGGCGGGGGCGAGCUCGGAUUUCCAAAAGGUUUUUGACAGGAUCUUGGAAGUCGCGGUGAGGGAGAACUUAAGUGAAGACGAGAUGAUAAAGACGGUUUUCGUUUUCAGCCACAUGGAGUUUGAUGAGGCCUCGAGUCCUUGGACAUAUUCGUGGGACUCGAGGUCUCAUUGGGCCUCCUCGACUAAUAAUUGGGAGACCGAUUAUAUGGCGAUUCAGAAGAAGUAUAAGGAGAAGGGGUUCGAAAAGGUACCGGGAAUAGUGUUUUGGAAUCUGAGAAACUCUGUUGCCACGCCGGUGCCUAGCAAGCAAGAGGGCGUGGCGUUAGUGAGCGGGUUUUCGAAGAAUCUCGUGACUCUGUUUCUGGAGGGUGGAGGGAUUUUGAGCCCUGAGGCUGUAAUGUUGCAGGCUAUUAGUGGAGAAGAGUAUCAAAAGCUUGUAGUGCUUGAUUGAGAUCAGAGAAGUGUGGAGGUUAAAGCCUAGAACUGGAUAAUAUGAAUGUUGAAUGAGUUAGGCAAAAUCGAAUAAAAAGGGCCUAGAUAGGAUCAGACUUGUUCUUCCGUGUCGUUAAAGGCCGAAUUUGUUGCUACC
Molecule: messenger RNA, 2039 nt
Organism: Rhododendron vialii
Lineage: Eukaryota; Viridiplantae; Streptophyta; Magnoliopsida; Ericales; Ericaceae
Exons: 3
Coding region: 78-1901 (607 amino acids)
Source: RefSeq, a predicted model, not a curated record